AUGUGGCUGGAGUCCACCACGACCGACGAGUCAUCGCGAACAGAAGAGGAGAUAGUGGCAGCAGCCAACACGGAAAUGAGGGGUCGCGCUGAAAGGAGAAGGUACUGGAUGCAGAAAAUCGAAACUAUGUCGGAGCGCGAGUUCAUCGGGCUGUUUCGCAUCAACAGGGCCAUUCUCGAGCAUAUCGAGAAGGGCUUGGUCGAUGAAUUUCGCCCCAUCACGGCCACCAACGUGACUGUGUGCCACAGGGUGGUAGAUGUGUUUCUCCAGGAGUUUCCUAAGAAGUUCAAGGCUGACUGGGUUCGUUUCCCCACGCGCGAGAGAAUGCAGGAAAUGGAGGCGGAGUUCAGAGAGUGCAAAGGAGUGCCUAAUGUCAUAGGCGCGGUGGAUGGGACUCAUUUGCAGGUGCGCGGGAUUGACGAUUACCGCAGCGAGUACUACUGCCGCAAGCAGACAGCAAGGUUUUCAAGAAGAGUGCUUUAUAUGGGAAGCUACAAAUGGGAGCGAUACAACCAUACCAAAUUCUAG
Messenger RNA from Closterium sp. Yama58-4, 528 nucleotides. The record is from the annotation of a GenBank genome assembly. Lineage: Eukaryota; Viridiplantae; Streptophyta; Zygnematophyceae; Desmidiales; Closteriaceae.